Messenger RNA from Arctia plantaginis, 4365 nucleotides. The record is from the annotation of a GenBank genome assembly. Lineage: Eukaryota; Metazoa; Arthropoda; Insecta; Lepidoptera; Erebidae.
AUGUAUCUAUUCGGUGGUAAGUUUUGCAAGUACGUCGAGGACAAUGGCACCGAGCGGGAUUGUACCUGCCCCGAGAUCGUCUCGCACCAUCCGAAGUGUGAGUGCGACAGGAAACAUUUUAAUAACAUCCUGUGGGCAACAGUCACCGUGUUCCAGGUUUUAACCCAGGAAGAUUGGAACGUUGUGUUAUUUAAUGGUAUGGAAAAAACAAGUCACUGGGCUGCAUUGUAUUUUGUAGCACUUAUGACAUUUGGAAAUUAUGUACUAUUCAACUUGCUGGUAGCUAUACUCGUCGAAGGGUUCAGCUCAGAACGAAAUGAGAGAAGAGAACGAGAACAACGCGAGUUGGCAAAAUCAAAAUUGUCAGGUGAAUGUUUCUCAGAAAACAACGAGUUGCAAUACGAUGAGUCAAACUCGGGGUCACAUUCCAGCGACAGUUUUUCACAGAACGAAAUAAAAAAUUAUUGGCGAUCAGCGGAUGAUGUACGUAAAGCUAAAGAUGAUGUAAACGGUCAUAAAGAAAAAACAAUACGAUCACGUCGAAAGACAAAGUCUUCUGUUCACCACCCAACUCUCUGCAAGGACUGCGCACAAUCCAAUAAGUGUAACAUACAAAAAGAGUCGAAAAUGUUGGCUAGCGGCGGAGCUGUGCCGGAAACAGCAGUGCCAAUGAUUACCCAUACAGCAGCUACGCCACAAGAUUCGCCCUCCACUACAUUAGAACCGGGUGCUUCAUUCAGGGAUUUUAAUAUGACCCUGAGCUUAGAAAGAUCGUCAAUGCUCUCCAGUUUGGACUCUAUUGACCGCACAUCUUGUACCAGCAUACCGGGUCUCUUAAAACCACCGAACAGCUACACACUAACACUACACUCAGCCCAUCUCGGUGCUGAAAAAGCUCGCCUCCCACCCGUGUCCCUUGCUCCUCUCCCUCUAACCCUAGCUCUUCCCCCUCUAAGAUCUGUGUCACCCGCCCCAACAACGCCCAGUACACCAAGGUCUAUGCCGUCGCCUUUGUUGCCGGAAAAAAAUCUUCAAGUCACAAUAGCGAGAGAUGAGAACUGUGUAAAUACAAGUGAUAAAUCAAGUCUUCUAAGUUCGCAGAGGAACAUCAGUGUUGUAAGCACCGGUAUAAAUGGCGACGAAAAGUGUAGAGUACAACGAGGGUAUAGUUGGCGAUUGUCACGGCCAAGUUUGAAAAAGAAACCUAAACAAAGAACUGGAUCAGACUCCGACACCAUAGUGCUCAACAACGGGAGAGACCACACCGUUUGCAAUGGAUCGAGCAUCCGAAAAAACGAACUUCUGCUAUCAUCGUCGAACGUGAUAAAGAAUGACACGCAGUCAGAAUUGCCGAACAACAGAACACGGGGUCAGUUACCGGCACCUAGGGUUCUGCCUCAAACGACAAGAAGGGUCUCGGCACAUAACGCUCCUUUACUACCAGAUGUGUCAUGGAAAGCACCAGAAGCAGGUUUUUCGUCGGAUUCAACGGUUCGUCUUGAUACAGCCAAGACUCCCCCACACAGACUUUCUCUGACCAACGACUACUUAACAGUGACGACAGUAUGUGAGGUAAAAACGAGCAAUUUAUCUCCAGUAGUGGGUAGCGCGGGCGCGCCAGUUGUAACGUCACGAGCAACGCGCGAGUUGCCAGCGCCCGCGCUACCCACGCGCCCCAACAAUCAACCACUGCCCCUUAUGAAGCAGAUCAACGAGGAGGUGAGCCGUUGGAAUGUGGCCAUAAAUAACGUGUGCUUGUUAUCAUCACGAUUCGACAGGCGACGUUACAGAUUCAAGGAUCUAUUCCGCUUUAUGGAGCCGACAGGCUGUCUUAAGGAAAAAGAAUUUUACUCAUUGUACCUCUUCGCACCCGACAACAAGAUACGUAGGUUUUGCACAUGGUCUACAACAAGGGGCUGGUUCGACAACAUUGUAUUGUUGUUUAUCGCACUGAACUGUAUAACACUGGCGAUGGAGCGACCCAACAUACCACCGGAUUCUAAGGAGCGAGCAUUCCUUUCCACCGCUAACUACGUGUUCACCGUGGUCUUCGCCAUCGAGAUGUUGAUCAAGGUGAUAGCUUCGGGAAUGUUUUAUGGUCCAGAUGCUUACUUCACUUCAGGGUGGAAUAUCAUGGAUGGCUCAUUAGUCAUAAUAUCCAUUAUUGAUUUAUUAAUGUCUCUAGUAUCAGAGUCUAGUCCACGCAUAUUUGGGAUUCUCAGGGUAUUUAGAUUAUUAAGGUCAUUGAGGCCAUUAAGAGUUAUAAAUAGAGCGCCUGGUUUGAAACUCGUAGUUCAAACAUUGCUUUCGUCUUUGAGACCAAUUGGAAAUAUUGUGCUCAUUUGCUGCACAUUUUUCAUCAUCUUCGGUAUAUUGGGAGUUCAGCUAUUUAAAGGGGCAUUUUUCUAUUGUGAAGGGGCGUACAUAAAGAAUGUUAAAAACAAGACGGAUUGCCUCGCGAUAGAGGGCAAUGUUUGGGUCAACAGGAAAUACAAUUUUGAUGAUUUAGGAAAAGCACUGAUGUCACUAUUUGUACUCAGCUCUAGAGAUGGAUGGGUCAACAUCAUGUAUACUGGCCUUGAUGCAGUUGGAGUCGACCAACAGCCAAUUGUUAACUACUCAGAAUGGCGUCUUCUCUACUUCAUUGCAUUUAUUUUGCUGGUGGGAUUUUUCGUCCUGAACAUGUUCGUCGGCGUAGUAGUAGAAAACUUUCACAGAUGUAGAGAAGAACAGGAGAAAGAAGAACGAGUUCGCAGAGCAGCCAAGAGAGCACUGCAAAUGGAAAAGAAAAGAAGAAAAAUGCACCAAAGGCCAUAUUAUGCAGAUUACUCACAAACACGAUUAUUCGUUCAUAAUGUAGUCACAUCCAAAUACUUUGAUUUGGCUAUUGCUGGAGUCAUUGGAUUAAAUGUCGUCACAAUGGCUAUAGAAUAUUACAGAAUGCCUCCAGCGCUACAAUACGCUUUAAAAAUAUUUAACUAUUUUUUCACAGCUGUCUUCAUUCUAGAAGCUAUAAUGAAACUAGUGGCUUUGGGAUUUAAAAUAUAUUUAAAAGACAAAUGGAAUCAACUUGACGUAAUCAUAGUUAUAUUGUCUAUCGUGGGGAUCGUUCUAGAAGAAUUGGAAACAAAUAUAAUUCCGAUAAACCCUACAAUCAUGAGAGUGAUGAGGGUUUUAAGAAUAGCAAGGGUUUUAAAGUUACUUAAAAUGGCCAAAGGCAUAAGGGCAUUACUGGAUACUGUAAUGCAAGCUUUACCACAAGUUGGAAAUUUGGGUUUAUUAUUUUUCCUUCUGUUCUUUAUAUUUGCGGCCCUCGGCGUGGAACUCUUCGGAAGACUAGAAUGUUCAGAUGAAAUUCCAUGUCAAGGACUUGGCGAGCAUGCUCAUUUUGCAAACUUUGGUAUGGCUUUUCUGACGUUAUUUCGCGUAGCAACCGGGGAUAACUGGAAUGGUAUUAUGAAAGACACUCUUCGCGAGGAUUGUGAUAGUUCUGUGGAUUGCGUCAGAAAUUGCUGCGUAUCAACUAUCAUAGCACCUAUAUUCUUUGUGGUAUUCGUACUGAUGGCACAAUUUGUACUUGUCAACGUCGUUGUUGCUGUACUUAUGAAACACCUAGAGGAAUCCCACAAACAAAUGGAAGAUGAAAACGAUAUGGACGUUGAACUUGAGCGUGAAUUAGAACGAGAAGCAGACGACGAGGAAGACAGGGCCCUAUGUCGCGCUCUAGAACAGUGUAUGAGCCCUCCACGGCCUCUUAACAAGGUAUCCUCUCUUCCGGCAAACUUUACUUACAGCGAGCCCAAGCAACCUGCACCGUCCCCUGCACGCCGACGGCGCACGCUGCACUCUCACACAGCUUUGUUGCCGCAGUCGCUACCACCGAGACGGGCUUCUUUAUCUCCUCACGCCUUUGGGCGGCGUCGACAGGACUCCAGUUCUGAUGCGCCCUCAGCACUCUACGAGGAAGAUGCGCGCUUCAUCGAUGCCGAUGAUAUUGACGAACUUGAGCCCGGAAGUCCCCCUCGACGAGAUAACUUCGCACAAAACAGACGUCAGAGAGUGGAUAAAAGAAAUUCCCUACGCGGUGAGGAAGCUCGCUUACUUCGACCUGUACUUCUUGCAGUACCUUCCUCCAGGCAGAGUUUAAGACUGACGGGAUCCAAAAGAAGAUCCUCUACAGAAACAGCUGCAACGAGCGACAUAAGUAAUGCGUCUCAUUCGCUUAAUCCUCUCAUAGCAGGAUCGUCAACCCAACCGAUCACCGAAGAGGAGAAAAUAAGAAUAGUAAUAGCAGAGAGGCGGAAAAUGGAUGCGACUAGACCGGAACCGGAUGACACUGUGGAACUUGCGGAGCGAGGUUCCUAG